Messenger RNA from Acanthosepion pharaonis, 1476 nucleotides. NCBI's taxonomy places the organism in Eukaryota, Metazoa, Mollusca, Cephalopoda, Sepiida, Sepiidae. The record is from the annotation of a GenBank genome assembly.
AUGCAAAUCUAUCUAUCUAUCUAUCUAUCUAUCUAUCUAUCUAUCUAUCUAUCAAUUCGUAUACUUCCCCAGUAUGUUUCUAUCUAUCUAUCUAUCUAUCUAUCUAUCUAUCUAUCUAUCUAUCUAUCUAUCUAUCUCAGACUGUUGAUAUCUAUCUAUCUAUCUAUCUAUCUAUCUAUCUAUCUAUCUAUCUCAGACUGCUCAUAUCUAUCUAUCUAUCUAUCUAUCUAUCUAUCUAUCUAUCUAUCUAUCUCAGUCUAUUCAUUAUCUAUCUAUCUAUCUAUCUAUCUAUCUAUCUAUCUAUCUAUCUAUAUAUCCUAUUUUACUACUAUCCAUUCAUUUCUUCCUUCUUUCCUUUCCCUCCCUUUACACACUCUCUCUUCUCUUCCUCUCUUUCUUUUUCUUUAUCUCUUUCUUACCUUACAAUGCCCUUUUCCGCACCAUAGCGGCCUUUUUGUCUCUCCUUUUUCCUUUUUUAUCUCUUGCCCUCUAUUUUUAAUUCCCACCAAUCGCCUUUCUUCCUUCCAUUCUCCUUUUACUCUCUUUUUCCUCUCUCAUUCUUUAUCACACUCUUUACUCUCGCCUAAAUAUCCCUCAUCUUUAUUCUCUUUCCUUUACUCUCACCUUUCUCAUUCGCAAAAGAGUUCUUUUUUUUCUUUCCAUUUUUAUAAACCAACAUUUUUUUGUUAUCUCUCUCUCUCUUGCUCACCUAGAGUCUCCUCUCACUCUAACUCACCUUAUAAACAACAACUCUUUCGUUCUCUCCCUGACAACCACCCCCUCUAUUCUAACUUCGUCUUAACUUCUCUGCCUUUCUAUAAUAACGGAAACGAUAUCUGGCGAUACCGUCUGCAUUAUGGUCAAUACGAACUAUAUCUAACACCGAAACCUCUUUACUUUAAUCUAUCUAUCUAUCUAUCUAUCUAUCUAUCUAUCUAUCUAUCUAUAUAUCUAUCUAUCUAUCUAUCUCAUUCCUAUCUAUCUAUCUAUCUAUCUAUCUAUCUAUCUAUCUAUCUAUCUAUCUAUCUAUCUAUCUAUCUCAGUGUGUUGGUCUCCAUCAUUACACUUAGUUCCUAUCUAUCUAUCUAUCUAUCUAUCUAUCUAUCUAUCUAUCUAUCUAUCUAUCUAUCUCAUUCCUAUCUAUCUAUCUAUCUAUCUAUCUAUCUAUCUAUCUAUGAUAUAUUAUUUGGGUCAGAUAAUUUUCAAUAUAUCACUUCCUCCCACUCACUCACUCCCUCACUCACUCACUAUCUAUCUAUCUAUCUAUCUAUCUAUCUAUCUAUCUAUCUAUCUAUCUAUCUAUCUAUCACUACUUUUCCAUGUUUCCUGUCAUGUUGGAAAUAUAGAUUUAUUAGACGUGUCAUGCUAGCGAUAAGUAUUAUUGAUAAGGGAUCGACUUUCCACACCCACUCGAAAUUCUUUGUUUCUUUCUUUCUCGCAGACAUAGGAAAACACUCCACCAACACGAGAGUGUAA